AUAGAAUAUUAUUAAAACAGUCAAUAUUGACUAAUCAGUAAUAAAUUAGAAAUUUUAUUUGAACAAGUGUUGAGUUUUUUGAACUGAGGGAAAUGAAAGCAGCCGGAGCGAAAAACGUCGAAGUGAUUUUAAUUCUGAUGAUAAUACUUGUAAUGAGUACCUGUCAUCCUCUCAACAACCGAAGCGUGCAACAGUCACCUUCAGAUGAAAGCUGGAUCAACAACGAUGCAGGGAAAUUCGAAAAAUCAAUUUUGACCGUUCUUCAGAAGGAAAAUGAUCGAUUUAAGCGGGAAAUCCUGUUCCGCCCUAUUGCUGUCUAUCGGGAGCAAAUGGAAUGCAAACGUCGCCGUGAGGAGCAAAAAUUACUGUUACAAAUUACAACCACGUUAGCACCCUAACAUUUAAAUAUUUAGCAUAGUUUUUAAAGUAACUUGUAGGAGAACAUAGUCUCUAUCGAUCUGUUGUUCACUAGAUCAAUGCAGCGUAUCAGAGCAAUUCGUGAACUGUCCGCUCUAGUGCCAAUAUCCGUAGCCGAUUGGGUUUCAACUUGAUACAGCUAUUCAGUUGGUCAGACCAAGUUGGUAGUUCGAACGAGCGCACAGUCUACAUGACAUACAUGACCAUUCGUUAGGAACGAAAUGAUCAACUUGAGUGUAACUGAAGAAAAGGAUAUUUGAAUAGACGAAUGAACCCCUAGGAAGUCAAUUAAAGUUAUUUCACACGAUUUUUAUAACAAUACUGCCGUGGUAAUCCUACUAAAAUAUUGCUCCGGAAACCAAAUUUAGUAUAUUUAAGAUUGCUUAACU
Sabethes cyaneus is the source of this 806-nucleotide messenger RNA. RefSeq lists its product as uncharacterized. NCBI's taxonomy places the organism in Eukaryota, Metazoa, Arthropoda, Insecta, Diptera, Culicidae. The record is from RefSeq and is a predicted model, not a curated record. The transcript is spliced from 2 exons. Bases 93 to 398 code for a protein of 101 amino acids.